Volvox carteri f. nagariensis is the source of this 3298-nucleotide messenger RNA. RefSeq lists its product as uncharacterized. The record is from RefSeq and is a predicted model, not a curated record. The transcript has 6 exons. The coding region runs from base 385 to 2586 and encodes 733 amino acids. Gene Ontology annotation, cellular component: clathrin-coated pit; clathrin-coated vesicle. Gene Ontology annotation, molecular function: SNARE binding; 1-phosphatidylinositol binding; phosphatidylinositol-4,5-bisphosphate binding. Gene Ontology annotation, biological process: clathrin-dependent endocytosis; clathrin coat assembly; vesicle budding from membrane. NCBI's taxonomy places the organism in Eukaryota, Viridiplantae, Chlorophyta, Chlorophyceae, Chlamydomonadales, Volvocaceae.
CAAUUUUCUUGUGAGAAACGUGAUACUGAGGAAUCCCUUGACCGUCGCCUUGCCAUCCAAACGACUUUCUGCUACACGUGUAUCACUAUCCAGCCGUGUAGGAAUAACUGUGAUCACCUCUGCUGCGUUUUGCUUGUCGCUUUUUUUCCGGGCCUUCUGGAGAGCCGGGAUGCCAGUAACCCUGUGGAGGUGAUUAACACUCCUCACAGCCCUACCGGCGAAAAGGAAGAACGAUCUUUCCCUUGCAAGCAGAGUUUUAUCACUUACUUCGUAGUGAUUUACGUUGCUCGGGGUUUGGCAAGGUUUCGACAAUUGGACUGCAGCUCCUAGCAGUUUCCUGAGGUGCCCUUGACUUUCAGUGUUCGAAAAAGAGGAACUUGAGAAAUGGAUCCAGCAAGCAAGCAAGCGGCGAAGUACAAGACUCAGUCUAUCAUCGGUAUAAUCAACGAUAAAAUGGAAGUUGGCAUGGCUAAGAUCCGAGGCGAGGAGAGCGCGGCUUUGGAUGUGGCCAUCAUCAAAGCGACGCUGCAGGACGAGGUGGUGCCCAAGGAGAAGCAUGUGCGCACCCUGAAGAUCAAUUGCGUGCCAACUUCGCCGCGGCAAAUCGUGAACUACGUUAUUCAUGGUCUCGUCAAACGGCUAGACGAGAAUCCCAAGGCUUGGCUUGUCACCCUUAAGACUCUUACUGUGUUUCACCGGCUUAUGCGGGAGACAGAGCCAAGCUUCCAAGAGGAGCUGUUGCGCUACGCGGAGCGCACGGGACGACACCGCAUGCUGCGGCUGGACUCCUUCGCGGAUCACACCACGAAGGAGACGUGGGAUUACUCCGCGUGGAUUCGUGUGUACAGCGUGUACCUCGACGAGCGCCUGUCGUUUUUCCGGGCGAUGCGCUUUGACCCGGAACACGAGCAAGAUGCUCGUGAGUCAAAGCUCCGAAAUUGCUCGGCCUCGGAGCUUCUGGAGUAUCUGCCCUCAGCGCAGCGCCUAUUGCGCCAGCUUGUGAGCUGCAUACCCGAGGGGGCUGCGCAGAACAACGAAAUCGCGCUCCUAGCUUGCUCGCUGGUCCUCAAAGAGAUCCGGCCCGUGUAUAAGGUCGUCUGCGAGGGUAUCUUGAAUCUGGUGGACCGCAUUUUUGAGAUGGACCGCGGCGAUGCGCUCAAGGGUGUUGAGCUGGUGAAGGAGAACUUGGCCGUGAACGACAGGUUCAACGCAUUCGUGAGCGCAAUUGGCAGCAUCCAGCCCCUAAAAGGUGCUGUGCAGUUUCCUGUCGUGCAGCCGCUGCCGGCUGACUUCCUACCUGCGUUGGAGGAGUACGUCAAGGACGCGCCGAAGAGCGCUGGUGAUACCGGGAAGCUGGGCCGCGCCGGAUCUGUCGCUUCAAGAGCUGGAGGCGGCCCGCGGCUGAUUGUCGGAGGCCCCAUCAAGGAGCAGCCCAGCGGGGCCGCGUCGCCACCGCAGCCACCACCCCCAACGCCGCCAGCGGAGGUGGAUCUGUUGGGUGGGUUCGACACACUUACAGUCAGUGAACCGCCGACAGCUGCGCCAACUGCGCCCGCAACAGCGGCAUCAGCUGUAUCCGCGACGCCGGCGUUUGACCCCUUCGUGAAUUUCGGGACCGCUGCCCCGCCAUUGGUGCCAGCAGCGACAGCAGCGACAGCAGCGACAGCUGUGGCGCAGCUCCCACCACCGCCAGCUGCUCCUGUGGCACCGGGCUUGGUGGCGUCGAGCUCGUUUGCGAAUCCUGCAGCGGCGGCCCUCGCAGCGGGUAUGCCAGGCAUGGUGGCGAUGCAGCCGCCGGUUACCUCGGCACCUCAGGGCAGUACGUACAGCGACCACACGUUCGGCCAAGCAGGGAACGCGUUUGGUACCCCAACACCGGCUGUAUACUCGCCGCCCGCAGCCGCGCCUCUGGCAGAGCCCGUGACAGCACCCGCCGUGCCACCGGCACCAUUCAACCCCUUCACAAACCCUGCAGCAACGGUUGCACAGCACGUGCCGCAACCACUGGCGCCUUCGCCGCAGCCCUUUGCGCCGCCGCAAUCCUUUGCCCCGCCGCCGCCACUGCUGCCACAGCAUGUGAACGCUUUUCCGCAGUCGCCUGCGCCGAUGUCCGCGCCACAGACCCCAGCCGGCUCCCAGAUGCCCGUCGGGCUCAACUUUGUUGCCGGAGCCGGACCGGCGCACACUGUCGCCGGCAACCAAGCUCUCCCAACACCAGCCUUUGCAAACCCAUUUGGAUCACCAGGUGUUCCCGGGCCGCAGCUACAAGCCGGUGUGUACAGCCCACCUACUGCGCCAUCUCCCUCGAACCCGUUCGGUGCCGGAGCAUCGGCCAUGUCCAGUGGUAAUGCGACCGCCUCGAAUCCCUUCGGUGUGGGCCCCAGUGGGGGUGGCUGGGCGAACACGUUGGCGGCCCCAGUGGUGACGCACGUUGGCGGUUACAGCUUGAAGAAACCUGCGGAUCCCCUAAAUGACCUUUCGCUGGACCUGUUUGGCAAGCCUCAGGCUCCGCCCACACAUCAGCCGAUGCGGCCUCAGGCUGGGGCGCCUCAGAAUGGUGGGGGUUCUCCGGGCACUUUUUUCUGAACGCUUAUCCGACUUCGUCGUUUGGUUUAUGCUUGUUCCAGGGACUUAAAAUGGACGUGUGUGCGUGUGCAGCCGGCGUAUGUGGGGGAUGUGGGCGUGAACGGGAUGUGGGCGGGGAUGGUAUGCGUGGUUCGGGUAGUGUCGCUUGGAUAGGAGCUGUGGUGCUAAGAAAUAUUAUUGCUCAUUGAUGUAUUAAUUAGCAGUUUGCACGGUGAGUAAAUCUUGGGAGUAUUUGUUUUACUUGGAAAGAACUGAUUGCUUGCAGAAAGCGGGUUCAAGUGUUGCAUCGCUUUUCCAUGGAUCUAUAUGUGGACAUCGUGGGAACAGUGUGUUUUGCUGGGAUACAUCCCGGUGUACUCCGUCGCAUUCGAGGCCGACGGGGACGUUGCGCAGGAGGGCUUGUGGAUAGUCAGUAUUGCUAUUGCGUCACAUCCGUUUCCCAUGUUGGGAACUGUCCUCGAUGCUUAUGGGCAUAUGGUUAAUGGUGUUUCUAGAACGCUUUGCGCCCCGUACAUUUUUUUCAGGCACAUGUAUUAAAACGGCACAACACACCGGCUAUGUAAAUACACGGCGACCGUUCAUAUACACUGCUAUUUGUCCAUCCGUUUAAGCAGUGCGCCCAAGUACUACUCGGGCAACAGCCUUUUUUUCAUGUGGGGACCUACCUUUCCAAAGUUCAUUGUCAUCAAGGAAAUUGUAAAAUGCUGAAUGA